Lingula anatina is the source of this 2936-nucleotide messenger RNA. RefSeq names its product tetratricopeptide repeat protein 27. The record is from RefSeq and is a predicted model, not a curated record. Gene Ontology annotation, molecular function: protein binding. NCBI's taxonomy places the organism in Eukaryota, Metazoa, Brachiopoda, Lingulata, Lingulida, Lingulidae.
AUUGGAUAAAACACCAUCUAUUACCGUAGCAGAUAGUCGCAGACCCGCACGUGUGUGGGUAAAUACACUUACAAUUUUAACUAAAACAUAUGAUCAUGGAUCGACAAGGCUUCGUUCAAGACAUAGAGUUUGCUUUAUUGAAAGGGGUAACACCCAUGAUAGACAGUUCUGAUUUCGAAAGAGAGGCUAAUGCAAGAGAACUUCUGAAAUAUGCAUCCGAAGGCCAAUUUGAGCAGGCAUUAUCAUCAAUAUUGCCCAGGUGUAUUCUCAGUGAUAUCAAAAAUACAACUCCAGUGGACCAGAUAGUUGACAUAAUUCAAACAUGUGUCAAGUCAUAUGUGUCAUCAGGAGGGUCAGAAUCAUGGAGGCAAUUAGAGAUUUUGUUGGCAGCUAUAUGCAGUCUCCAGUUGUUUGUUCAGAACAAUUGGACUGGUCCUCCAACUAACAAAGACCCAGUGCAGUUUUUGCCUUAUGAAGAAUCAGAGUUUGAAAAAAUCAAAUAUCAUGUCCUGGAUUCCCUACAAGUAGAUGGUGAAUCAGCUUACCCACUUGCAAGGUUUCCAUUGUAUCUGCUCAUUGCAAAAACUUUGUUGCAAGAUUGCAGAGAGUCCAUGUCUGGUUGUAUUAGUAAUGACUGGUGGCUGUUUAGAUGUCUUGUGACGCAUCAAAAGUUGCUACAGGAGAGGUCACCCACUCUCAAGACAGCUGUUGUGGACCUCAUUGAUUCUGUUUCGAAAAAUGAUACCUUGCUUGAAAAUAAUGAAAACAGACUUCUCAAGAUGCAGUUUUACAUGGAAGCACACGCUGCCAGUAUGUUCUAUUUUGAGAACACCAAAGCUAAACAACUCAUUGAAGUGGUUCAAAAAGGAUCUGGACUACAAAUUGAGUUAACUGGUGCUCUUGGUAAACGCAGCAGAUAUCAAAAAGAAGACCAAGCCGAGUUGAUCCUGAAAGUUUCCAGGCAAUCAGAGGCAGGAGAUAGCAGAGAUAGUGAGAGGGCAGAGGAAACCAUGUCUAAGGAGAUAGAGACUGGAGGAAAUGGAGAUCGUGAGAAGGCAAAGGAAACAGCCAGUGCAGCAGAGAGUGGGAAAGAGCCAGAAAAGAUAAUGCCCAAGGAUAUAAGUCUGAAUGAUGAUACAUUCCUGAACCAUAUAGAGUUUACGGAUGAAAAUAAUCCUUUAAAUUACAGCGUAUCUGCAGUUGAACAAGCUAUUGUUUUGAGCGUUUGCUUGGACAUGCGUUACAAUAACCCUGCUCAUGAAAGAUUAACUGAUGUUGCAACCCUAGCUUUUAUUCAUACACUUCUACACCUUCCCCAAGACUGGUGUGUUCAGACUGUGGCCCUGAAUAUGAGGUCCCAGUUGGAGAAGGACAGCAGACGUCGAGUGGAGCGAUCUAUGAUGCAGCUUGAGGAAUUAGUGAAACAAUUUGAUCGCCCUGAACCAGAUGGCAGAACGAGAUUGUCCUUGGUUUACUGUACGAAUCUCCCUCCCAAGUGGAAAAUACAGGAAGAUUUGGGUGAUUUCUUUGUGAGUUUGGGUUGUAUCAGCAGUGCCAUGGAGACCUUUGAGAAAGUAGAAAACUGGGACAAACUGAUUGUGUGCUAUGUGCAAUUGGAAAAGAAAGACAAGGCGGAGAAAGUGAUUCGUGAAAGGCUGGCAGUUAAGGAAACUCCAGACUUGUGGUGCUACCUGGGAGAUGUUCUACAGGAUGAACAAUAUUAUAACAAAGCAUGGGAAUUGUCUAAUCACAGAAGUGGCAGAUCACAGAAGUUGCUUGGGUUCUUGUACCUGAGGACAGGGAAAUACAAAGAGUGCAUUGAAUGCUUUGAGAAAUCUUUGAGCAUAAAUUAUCUGCAGAUCCCAGUGUGGUACUCCUGUGGCUGUGCUUGUUUAUUGGUGCAAGAUUUCAAGAAAGCUGCCAAUGCAUUCAGGAAUUGUGUUACACUGGAAAGUGAUAAUUUUGAAGCUUGGAAUAACCUUUCACUUGCAUACAUUCGAUCAGGUCAAAAAGAAAGAGCAUUCAGGACACUCCAAGAAGCAGUAAAAUGUGACUAUAAUAACUGGAGGAUAUGGGAGAACAUAUUAAUAACAGCUGCAGAUGUUGGUGAAUUCACACAUCUUAUAAGAGCAUACCACAGACUUCUGGAUAUCAGAGAUAAACAUGAAGAUCCCUUGGUUUUAGAGAUUUUAGUGAAAGCCAUCAACCAGGACCUUUCGGAUGCCCAAGACAAGCCAGCCUCCAAACUAAGAUCCAAGGCCCUGGAACUGUUUGGAAGGAUUACUUCCAAGGUGACAAACAGUGCCUCCAUCUGGCACUCCUACAGUGAACUAGUUAAAGGACAGGAGAACUUGUCUCUUGAAGAUGAGGAAAAAGCUCUACAACACCUCCAGAAGUCUCACAGGUGUCUGACACUGGUGGCAAACUGGGAGAAAGAGGUCUCCAAGUGUGAGAAAAUCUGCAAGAGGUCAAUACAGUUAGCAGAAGCAUACACAAGUUACUGUGAGAAGUGUGGGAAUACAGCCACAGCCAUACAGACAGCCUCUGCCUGCAAGCUGAUGCUCAGAGGAGUUCUCUCAAAGAUCAAGCAAAAACAGUCGACAUCUGCUGAGAGUGUGGUGCCUGAACUUCAAGAAGACUACAACAAAUUGGAGGAACACUUGCAGGAGACAGAACAGUUGCUAACAAGAUUAAAAUCCGCAUCUUGACUUUCUGGAAUUUCAAACUUUUUGUUCGUUUAAAGCCAUUUCUCGUCUAGAUACUGGACAACAACUAAAAGCAGGAAGACGACUUUCACUAGUCUCUCUUUUUGUGGUGCAACAACAGUAUAAUGUGAGACAUUGCAUAUCUAUCUUAAAACACUUUUCUACGAUGGGUCAAGUCUUAAAUUUACAACAAACAUGUCCACUAAUAUUGAAUGUAAGCAGCAAAAGAGG